Messenger RNA from Aspergillus saccharolyticus JOP 1030-1, 1031 nucleotides. RefSeq lists its product as uncharacterized. Lineage: Eukaryota; Fungi; Ascomycota; Eurotiomycetes; Eurotiales; Aspergillaceae. The record is from RefSeq and is a predicted model, not a curated record. Bases 219 to 965 code for a protein of 248 amino acids. The transcript has a single exon.
CUCGUUCUCUUUGUCUUCACUCUCUAUUGAUCACCAUUCUCAGUCAUCUACGCUUAUUGAGGUCCUCCUUCGUCAUACCUCGAAGUCCUUACUUCAUAUCUCUCGCACAGACAAAUAGAAAUACAAUGCCUCUGCCCCGCCAAAAAAGAACAGCCCAUGGCCUGAAUGACCGCAAGGGCAGAAAGCCUUGAAAUGCUGCAAAUCCCAGCACGAGACCAAUGGCGAUGGACAAGAUCUUCCCUCAUCACCACAACUACGAGCCCGUCCCCAAGACGGAGGGCCACGGCGAUGGUGUCUCGACCGUGUCGCACGGCUCGCGCCGACGACACUCGAUCCAGCAAUUCCUCAAGCGGAACCUGACGGCCAUCACGAUCUCGGGCCUUCUUCUGGUUCUGGUAUUGCUGGUCCUCGCCGUCAUUGCCGCCAUCACCAUCGAGCCGUUCCGCCAGGUUCUCGUCGUGAAGCUUUCCUCCUCCUCGUCGACCAUCAACGGCGGACGCCAGUGCUUCUCCACGAACCGCCACACCACGCUCUCGUGCGGCAACUCCACCGCCGAAGCCACCGAGCUGGGCUGCUCGUACGACCCGCUGUCCGCGUGCUGGCUGCACAAAGACUGUCCUCACGACUACGCCGAGGACUUUGCGACCUUCAAUGAUGGCAAGCCCUUUCAAUACUACUACGACCAUGAGGCGCAGCACCCGAUGAAGGACUACACCGAGGUGGGCAAUAACCAGCAGGGGUACUACUUUACCGUGACCCGCGAGCACUUGGUGCACUGUCUCUAUCUGCUGCGGCGCGGUCAUGAUGUGUACAAGCGGGGUGAUCGCGUGGAUACCAUGCUGGCGGAUGUCGGCCAUGUCAAUCACUGCGCCAAUUUCCUGGCGGACUACUUGCGGCGGCCGGAUCCGUAUCUGGAUGCGUUGGGGACCCAGGGGCAGACGAAUUGUUUUAUGUCGUGUAGUUAAGUAGCUGAGUUGUGUUUGAAUUCCGUAGCAAGAGUCGGGUGGGGACUCUAUAAAUAUAGUUCUAUU